Molecule: messenger RNA, 1014 nt
Organism: Egretta garzetta (little egret)
Lineage: Eukaryota; Metazoa; Chordata; Aves; Pelecaniformes; Ardeidae
Gene: SCN3B
Product: sodium voltage-gated channel beta subunit 3
Biological process (GO): regulation of heart rate by cardiac conduction; sodium ion transport; ventricular cardiac muscle cell action potential
Cellular component (GO): voltage-gated sodium channel complex
Molecular function (GO): sodium channel regulator activity
Source: RefSeq, a predicted model, not a curated record
AUGUGUAGGACCAUUGGAAUGGAAACGAUGAUGCCACUGCUUAGUGGGUCACAUAAGCAGCCUCUCACCUCAUUCUUACCGGGCAUUUGUGACCGCGUGGAUGGCCUCCAACAUAACCGCUUCUAUAUAGAGGGAUGUGAAGCCGUACUUACAAUGCCUUCUGGAAGCAUUGUGCCGACGUUCUGCAUUUCUGCAUGUGUGAGGGUGACUGGGGAGCGUACAUCCACAGCGUGCCCUUGUUCCCAAGUUGGACAGCCCCCUCUCCAGCGCUGGAAGGAAAGUGUUUCUGUUUCCAAAAGGAGCGUGGCUUUACCUGCGGCGACGCAGAGGGGACAGCGCUAUCUGCCGGACCUGAGGAACGGUGCCGUUGCUUUCCAGGAUUGCACAGCACCAGCGUCUUCGGUCGUGCUGGUGGUCUGGGCUGGUUUUUGUUCUGCAGUAUGUGUUGAAGUUCCAUCAGAGACAGAGGCCGUCCAAGGAACGCACAUGAAGCUACUCUGCAUCUCCUGCAUGAAGAGGGAGGAGGUGACAGCCAGCACGGUGGUGGAAUGGUUCUACAGGCCGGAGGGUGGCAAAGAUGAACCUAUCUACGAGUACAGGAAAACGAACCAUGAAUUCCCAAGCCGCUUCAGCGGUCGGUUACAGUGGAAUGGGAGUAAAGACAUGCAGGAUGUAUCCAUCACUGUGUUAAAUGUGACCUUGAACGAUUCCGGUAUCUACACCUGUAACAUCACCCGGGAGUUUGAGUUCGAGAUCCACCGGCCUCUCUUCACAAGCUCCAGAUUGAUCCACCUCACCGUGGUGGAGGAGGCUGGAGAAGACUUCACCUCGGUCAUCUCUGAAAUUAUGAUGUAUAUUCUGCUGGUCUUCCUCACCUUGUGGCUGCUGAUAGAAAUGGUCUAUUGCUACAGGAAAGUCUCGAAGGCAGAGGAGGCUGCCCAGGAAAACGCGACAGACUAUCUUGCGAUUCCAUCAGAAAACAAGGAGAACUGUGCCGUGCCUGUGGAGGAAUAG